Messenger RNA from Xiphophorus couchianus (Monterrey platyfish), 1649 nucleotides. Its product is annotated as eukaryotic translation initiation factor 3 subunit A-like. The transcript has 3 exons. Bases 492 to 1649 code for a protein of 385 amino acids. NCBI's taxonomy places the organism in Eukaryota, Metazoa, Chordata, Actinopteri, Cyprinodontiformes, Poeciliidae. The record is from RefSeq and is a predicted model, not a curated record.
UGACUUUUCUAAUAUUUUGUGUCUCCUCAUGUCAUGUAUUUGUUGACAUGAUAGUCGAUGCUUUUAUUUUGAAAGGGCUUGGAACGGUAAGGUGACUGACGCAAAACGGUAGAAGUAGCGCGGCCGUUGGGGCAGAGAAAGUUGACAUGAACGAGUCGGAGUGAAGGGGAGAUAGUUGGGGUGUGAUUCAGGGUGACAAUCGGUUGGUUGGCGCUUGGUUGAUGAGGGAACAAGCUCUUACGGUGAGUUCACAAUAAAAGGCUGUUCAAUAAAGGACUGUGAACCAUCAGUUUAAGAGACCAUCUUAUUCAACCGGGACGCUACAGUAAGAGCUUGACCCAAGCUGAGAAGAGCUUCACCCCGAGCUAAGAAGAAGUUCAAUCAUUCUCAGCACCAAGGUCCCAGUCAAAGCCACAUUAAGGUUCCAGCUUCAUGGCUCCAAGUAAGGUCUUCUGGGAUUUGAUGGUCAACGGUAUAGCCCUGUCCUCAGCAUGGAAGCAUCUGAAAAGGAAACAGAGUACACAGAGGACCUACCUGUCAACGAGGAAGAGGAGCCUCCAUGCUCUGUUCGUCAAAAGAAGCCCACAGAAAAAAUGCGAACAUAUCAGGAGGAGGAGGCCCACAAAAAGGAAAAACGUCUAAUCAAAGUUUAUGAUCAAUGGAAAAGGCAAGUACGUAUGGCACGAGAGCAAUUAAAAGGAGACAUAACAAACAGUCAAAUUGCUUCACUCAUGGACAUCUUAGAAAAAGAAAGAGAUGGCGUCAUAAACGUAUAUACAGAAAUAAAGGAAAUCAUUACUCCCUGUAGUGACACAAGGCGACUUAUAGAUGCAUGCGAAGCAGUCACCAAUGACAUUAUCAGAGUUGCAUAUGAAAGACUCUCAGGCAUAGAUGACUAUGACAGUGGGAAAGUGAAGGCUCGUCUACGUGAACUUCUUAAUCCAGACUAUGCUCAAUCCAUUUACAGUUCUUCUAUCACAUACUUAAGUAAACGCUCAGACGCCAGUAAUUCAAACUCUGCAAGGUCAGUAGUAGUUGUAAAGAGAGCAGAGGCUGCAGCUGAGUUGGCAGCCAAGGAGGCAGAGUAUGAAGUGUUAUUAGAAGAAGAAAAACAAAGAGAAAGGAUUCAACUUUUGGAGGAAAGACAGAGAAAGGAGCUAGAAUCUCAAAAACGUGAGUUAGAGAGAUUAAAAGCUGAAAAAGAGUUAAAGGCUGCUCGAGCUAGAUUAAUAACUUAUGACCAUGAGAUAAAGAGUGAGAGCAGUGUUCAUGUUGACAGUACCAGAGCAGCUCAGAAGGCUUCCAUAGUUUCUGCUCCCAUUCAAGUCCCUAAAAGCAACAUUGUGUCCACCUCACCUCCACAAGCAGAUGUUCUUUAUUUAGCCCAAGCAUUACAGGACAGUGUUACCAUGAACAGACUGCCAAUGCCCGAGUCUUCCACUUUCACAGGUGACCCAAUAGAGUUCAUCGAGUGGAAAGCUUCAUUUGCUGCACUCAUUGAUAAAAGGAACAUAUCACCUGCAGACAAGCUGUACUACUUAAAGAAAUAUGUAGGGGGUUCAGCUCGACAAACACUUGAUGUCAUCUUCUACAGAAAUGACAGUGAUGCUUACCAGGAUGCAUGGGAACGCCUCAACCAAAGGUGGUAA